Schistocerca serialis cubense is the source of this 1043-nucleotide messenger RNA. RefSeq lists its product as uncharacterized. Lineage: Eukaryota; Metazoa; Arthropoda; Insecta; Orthoptera; Acrididae. The record is from RefSeq and is a predicted model, not a curated record. The transcript is spliced from 3 exons. The coding region runs from base 53 to 376 and encodes 107 amino acids.
CGAACUGAAGGAAGUUUACAGAUCCCGGCAUCCGCCCUCGCCACAAACACAGAUGGACGAACCACCACGGUGGUAUUUGCUGCCCGAUCGAGAACAUCGCUGGGGCACUCAUCUGCAGUCACAGCCAUCUCUCUACCAGUUACUGUGGGUACCUUCCCCUGUGGUGCCCAUGGAGAUCGAUGACUCACCGCCACCGCCGUCGCCGACGCCGCCGUUUCCACCCGCCGCUGACGUCACCUGCACCGGCACCUGCCCAGCUGCCCGAAACGGUGUCCGUGAACGUCCCAUCCCCAGAAGGUCAUCACGCCACUCCAGGAGAUCAUGUUGCUGUCCAGCCACCUACAGUGUCUAUGUCUCUGGAUGCAAGCAUGCAUGAUGGUCUGGUUUUUCAGCUGGUGUUCCCAGGGGCCCUCAUGGUGGAUACAGCUGUGCGGGCAGCGAGGCGCCAUUAGCCACAAUUCCCCUCCCUACCCCUUCAUCUGUGACCACAUCCAGUCUUCCCUCCCUGCCGCCAAUGCGUGCCUCUGCCCUUCAUGAUGGCGGUGCAGAGGUUUUUAUGGGGGGAGGGGGGAUUGUGGACUUGCACAGAGAUCGCGUUGCCACACCAAAGUCGUCACACAGACAUUAGUGAGGUCUCGCUACAUCCGCAGUGACGUAUGAGACGUGCUCUUGAAGACCACGUCUCCCCUCUCAGAAUAACAGCGACCUCUCGCUGAGAUCAAUGUAGAAUCAAGCUAGCAAGAGCUCUCCCCAGUUCGUGACCUCAUCUGAAGGAAUCAACUACAUAGUAUAGGACUAGUUACACUUCUGAUCUAUUUGUUCAUUUAAGUGUGGGACAGUUUGUUAAUCUGUGCACUAAGUGAUGCUUUGUUAGUCCAUAACAGCUGUGAAUUAGCCAGCACUCAUGUGACAAAGAAGAAUGUCAAAGUAAAUCUCUUAUUCGUCUAUGCAAUAAAGUAAACUAAUGUUCCAUGUGUUCUAGUAUGAUGAGCCUUCUCGCAGAACAGUCGAUGGAUCCACAGUUGUGGCCAGACGAAAGUAGU